Messenger RNA from Pimephales promelas (fathead minnow), 1444 nucleotides. NCBI's taxonomy places the organism in Eukaryota, Metazoa, Chordata, Actinopteri, Cypriniformes, Leuciscidae. The record is from RefSeq and is a predicted model, not a curated record.
AUUGUCCUCUCAGAUCACAGUGUGCGUGCGCGCGCGUGUGUGUGUGAGUGAGUGAGUGUGUGUGUGUGAGGAGGACGCUGCACGCAUCUUCUCACUGCAGCACUGCUGAUGUUCCUGCUCUGAGGAAUAAAGGGAUUCCCUGUUCACUGGGAUGUGUGUGUGUGUGUGUGUUUGGAAGAGGGAUUUAACGCUCCUGACGGACACUAAUGGAACCGGACCUGAACACCGCUGUCGGAUCGCGCGCGUCGAGGGGGCGUUUUGUGUGAAGAGCAGCGCGUGAGCGCGUGUGUGUGUGUGUGUGUGUUUGAAAGUCAGCUAUGCGGUCGGAGCGCAUGAGUCGUGUGUGUAUCGUGGUUCUGGAGGAGGUUGAAGAUGACGAACCUUCCUCUCUGCAUUCCAAAGCCACUCCGGACCACAUUUCCCAGAAUUCCUCUCAGGACGAAAAGCCCUCUCUGAUUAAAGCCAUCUUUAACGUGGACGCAGAUGAAGUUCGCUCUCUCAUAUUCAAGAAAGAAGAUGUCAAUGUACAGGACAGUGAGAAGAGGACGCCGCUUCACGCCGCUGCGUAUCUGGGCGACGCGGAGAUCAUCGAGCUGCUCAUCCUGUCAGGGGCGAGAGUAAACGCCAAAGAUAAUAAAUGGCUCACUCCUCUUCAUCGUGCCGUGGCUUCCUGUAGCGAGGAGGCCGUCCAGGUGUUGUUGAAACACUCUGCCGACGUCAACGCGCGGGAUAAGAACUGGCAGACGCCGCUGCACGUGUCCGCGGCCCAUAAAGCAGUGCGCUGCGCCGAGGCUUUAGUGCCAUUGUUGAGCAACGUCAACCUGGCGGACCGUGCCGGACGUACGCCUCUACAUCACGCGGCCUUCAGCGGACACCUGGAGAUGGUUCAGUUGCUUGUGUCCAGAGGUGCAAACAUCAACGCUUUUGAUAAGAAGGACAGACGAGCUGUUCACUGGGCCGCAUACAUGGGUCACUUAGAGGUGAUGAAGUUCCUGGUGUCACAUGGUGCUGAGCUUUGCUGUAAGGAUAAGAAAUCGUACACUCCGCUUCACGCCGCUGCCUCCAGUGGAAUGAUCAACGUGGUCAAAUACCUGCUGAAUCUGGGCGUCGAUAUCAACGAGCCGAACGCGUAUGGAAACAGUCCUCUGCACUUGGCCUGUUUUAACGGGCAGGACGUGGUGGUGAAUGAGCUGAUAGAAGCAGGCGCUGACGUGAACCAGGCGAACGAGAGGGGUUUCUCUCCGCUGCACUUCACCUCGGCCUCCCGCCAGGGGGCGCUGUGUCUGGAGCUGCUCGUGGCCAACGGGGCCAACGUCAACCGCAAGGUCAGGCACCUCUCUGAAUGGUUCACACAGAACAGGUCAGUGGGACAGAAAAAAGAAUAAGGUCUAGGCUAGAGUGUAAAAGUCAAACACGUCUGUCUAUUGCGUGUUAAAUAAAGGAA